GCAUUUUAAAACUGAUUUUUGCUAUUUUAUAAAAAUGUAUAAAAUGAAUAAUAAUAAUAAUCAUUAAUAAUACUACUAAUAUUAGUAAUAAAACAGUAAAGAAAUGAAUAAUAUUUUAUGGAUUUUAAAUAUAUUACUAAUACUAAUACUACUACUAAUAUUCCUAUUACAAACAUGUAUAUAUGGAUUUAUUAUGGAACAUACUUUAUUAAAAAAUAUGCCAGAAAAUGUUGAAUAUUGGAGACUUAGAAGUCUUGAUCUUGGACCAUGUUUACAAGAAGGUGAUGCAUAUUGUAUGCGACGUGUUGCUAAUAGUAUGUGUUCAAUAGAGAAAAAUGAAUGUUUUUGUAAACCUGGUUAUGUAUCAAUACAAGAAAGUUAUGGAAUUACUUGUAAAACAUUGUUAACCAAUUUAAAAUGUCAAGUGGAUAGUGAUUGUAUACAUGUAGUGAAUAGUGCAUGUCAUCCAGGUGCAGGAUAUUGUGCUUGCCCAGGUGGUACAAUUUAUGUAUCUCAGGAUAAUGCAUGUCGACAGUCGGUAGAGAAUAAUCAAAAUCCAUUUUGUUUAAAAUGUCGACAAGCGAAUGGAGUUUGUUAUCAUUAUUCUUCUUCUAAUCAAAUAUUGAAUGUAAAUGAAAUUAAACGAUAUAAACGUUAUGAAUAUAAAGACAAUGAUUUAAUCCCUUUCAACAGUCCUAUAGAUCUAAUAUUUAAAGAAAUUCUUCAAUAUACUGAAAAUACAGAGACAUAUGGAUGUAGUUGUCCACAUAAUACUGGGAUGUUAGUUUCAUUUUCAAUGAAAGGUUUAACAACAAAUACAAAUCAUAGUCAUUUACAAAAAUCUCAUCAUUCAAAAUCAGCCGAAAAAAUUGAUGAAAAUAUAUCCUUAUCAACAUAUCAACUUGUACAACAACAAUUUCCUCAGUGGUAUUUUUGUAAAGCAAUGAUGGUUGAUUUAUGGGAAUAUUGUAACAAUAUUGAUUUAUUAUGUCGAAGUAAAAAUGCACGUUGUAUUAAAACAGACAAUGAAUUAGAUUUGAUUCGAUUCACAUGUCAGUGUAUACCUGGUUAUAUACCAGUUUAUCAAAAUCAUUUAGGUUAUUAUGAAUGUUUUCUUCAACUUGAAGCGAAUCAUUCCAGCUGUUCAUCAUGUAUUUAUUCAAAUGGAAAAUGUUAUACAAUGAAUGAACAAGUCAUUGAAUCAUCGAUUGGUUGUUUAUGCCCAAAUAAUCUUCAGUCUAUAAUAUCAUCUACAACACAGACUUAUUUAGUACAACCUAACAAUAAUAAUAAUAUUCCUAUUGACAGUAAUAAUAAUGAGAUCAUAAACAAUAAUGUUAAUGAACAGAAGAAUUAUAAAUCUAUGCUGUCACAGGCAACAAUAAUGGAAUAUGAAGCAUGCGGAGAGAAUUUAGUACAUGUAUUUUGUCAACGACAUUUAUUAGAAAUCUGUUUUCUACCAAUUAAUCAACCACCAUAUCAAAAUUUAGCUGAGAAUUUACAAUUACAUCGUUCAAUUGCUUUAAUUACAAAUUUAACCAUCUAUCAAAAAUUUCUUGAUCAUUGUACAUUGAAUAUAAAAAAAGAUUAUGGUUUACAAUAUGAACAAUGGAAUAAUAAUACAAUCAUAAAAAAUUAUAAUAAAUUAAAUACAAAAUAUAUAUGGUGUAAAACAAUGGAUUGGAGAAAGGAUACAACGAAUAUACCAUGUGGUCUUAGUAUUACUGAAUAUAUGACUGGUGAUUUGUAUACUGGUUACUUGGCUAUAAUUACAAAUCAAGAAUAUCGUAAUCAUGAAAUUGAUCUCUUGUUUCAAUUUACUUGUAAAACGAAUAAUGAUGUACCGCAUAGGAUACCUGGACAAGUUUUUGAAAGAAAUAUUAAAGUUAAUAGACAAGAUCUAUUUGACAAUUCACCAUGGCCUAAACUUGAUGUUAAAUUCACUGUGAAAGAUGAAAAUGGUCAAUCAGUACAAACAAUAUUAGAUUCAACACCAAUCAGAUUUGUAGCUGAAUUGAUUGAUGAACUAAAUGUUUACAAAGCUGUUACUGUUGAAGAAUGUUAUGUGAUAGACAGGAUAAAAUCUGGUCAAAGAAAUGAAGAUUCCAAGGAAACUCUUUUAUUAUACAAAGGUUGUCCAAUAUCAAAAACACUAUUAAACAAUCUAUCAACGAUUGGAUUAACAUUUCAUACAAAUCAUUAUAAUAAUGAAGAAAAUUUCUUAAUAUUUCAACCUACUACUACUACUAGUACUACUACUACUACUAGUAGUACUAGUAGUAAUCAUCAUUUACAAACUGAUUUAUUUUAUCUUUAUUUAAAUGAUCCUUCAUACAUUCAAUCAAAUCAAACAAAAAUAAUCAAUAAAACAAUAAAAAUCAAUAAUAAUAAUAUCAAUAAUAAUAAAAUCAAUAAAAAAAUUUUAUUUUUUCAUAAUCAAACAAUAAAUGAACAAUUAAAUUUAAUAGAUGAUAUAUAUAAACAAAAAUUAAAUGAAAUUGGUUAUAAAUUAUAUGAAUUAAAAUUUACAUGUAUAUUUCGUAUAUGUAAACAAUUAGCAUGGUGUUCAUGGCCUUCUGCUUGUGAUUCAACUACAUCAAGUUUGAACAAUCCUCGAAUAACAUUUCUGCCACCAAGUCUACGAAUUAUACAACGUUCUAUACCAUUAUAUUUAAUUGAAAGUAUUCCAAGUAGUCAGUUACCAGUGAAGAAACAAGUUCCAUCAAGGAUAUGUGAUGAAUUAUAUUGUUCAAAUACAUUACAUAUAUUAUUAAUGAUAAGUUUAAUUGGUAUAUUAACAUGUUUAAUGGGUGUAAUGGGUAUGUUAUUAGCACGUAAAUAUCGUCAUCAUUUAAAUCAUACAAGAAAUUCAUUAAUACAAUCUAAAUCAUUAAUAAUAAAACAAAAUCAUUGUCCUCAAUCAAAUAAAAAUUAUUAUAAUCCAAUUAAACAAUCAUCUAGAUCACAAUAUUUAAUACAUAAACCACAUAUACAAUUAGAUCAACAUAUAGAUAAUGAUAUAAUAAAAAGUUUGUUAACAGUUGAUAGUCAUAUAAAUACUAAUACUAAUCAUAUUACUAAUAAUAAUGUUAGUAGUAGUAGUACUAGUAGUAGUAGUAAUAGUAAUAUUAGUAAUAGUAAUAAUCAACCAUAUACAAUCGACAUUAAUGAUUGUUGUAAAUAUUGGUUAAAUGAACAUUCAUAUGCUAAUCCUUUAUUAUUACAAAGAUCUCUACCUCAUGAUCUACCUUUGUGCCAACAACAUCAUCAUCACCAUCAUCGACAUCAUCAUCAUCACCAUCAACAACAACAACAACAACAACAACAACCAUAUGAGCAACAUCAACUUUAUCAUUCACAACAUCAACAACCAUCACAAUACCAAUUACAACAUUAUGAAAUUUCACCAUCAUCUACAAUGGCUACUCCAAAUCAUUGUUCAUGUAUAAAUGAGACAUUAUUUACUGAUAAUAAAAUAAUACAAAAUUUAUCAAAUUAUUAUACUCUGAAAAGCUAUACUACAUUACCAUUAACUACGACAAUAACCACAUCGAAUACAUUUACAUCAUUUAAAUCAUUAGAAAAUUCUAGGCAAAAUGAUGAUUAUCCAUUGAUGAAUAGGACAACAACAGCAUACAAUACAAAUGAAUACAAAUGGAUCACAAUGAAAUGUAUUCAAAAAAGAAUAAUAAUGACAAUGUAACAACCAAAUUCUAAACGAAUUAUUAAUUCUGUUCGAAUGAAGAAUUAGAAACCUGCUCAAUCAGUUUAUUCUUUUUAUUUCACUAUCCUUUAAUUAUUAUUAUUCCUACUUUUCAACUAAAAUGUACAUAAAUGACGUAGAAAUGAAGAACAUUAAUUCAUCAGUGAACACCUUGAAAUGAAUUUGU
Schistosoma rodhaini is the source of this 3890-nucleotide messenger RNA. The record is from the annotation of a GenBank genome assembly. Lineage: Eukaryota; Metazoa; Platyhelminthes; Trematoda; Strigeidida; Schistosomatidae.